Messenger RNA from Gymnodraco acuticeps, 729 nucleotides. RefSeq names its product NACHT, LRR and PYD domains-containing protein 14-like. The annotation marks the transcript as partial. The record is from RefSeq and is a predicted model, not a curated record. Gene Ontology annotation, molecular function: protein binding. Lineage: Eukaryota; Metazoa; Chordata; Actinopteri; Perciformes; Bathydraconidae. The transcript has 6 exons.
CUGAAGUCCAACCCCUCCCAUCUGAGAGAUCUGGACCUGAGUUUCAACAUCAACCUGAAGGAUUCAGGAGUGAAGCGGCUGAGAGAUCUUCUGGAGAGUCCAGACUGCAGACUGGAGACUCUCAGACUGAGGUGCUGCAGUUUGUCAAAGAUCAGCUGGGCUGCUCUGGCCUCAGCUCUGAAGUCCAACCCCUCCCAUCUGAGAGAUCUGGACCUGAGUUACAAUGAUCUGAAGGAUUCAGGAGUGAAGCUGCUGAGAGAUCUUCUGGAGAGUCCAGACUGCAGACUGGAGAAACUCAGUCUGGAGCAUUGCAGUCUGUCAGAGAUCAACUGUGAUGCUCUGAUCUCAGCUCUGAAGUCCAACCCCUCCCAUCUGAGAGAUCUGGAUCUGAGUAACAACAAAUUGAAGGAUUCAGGAGUGAAGCUGCUGAGAGAUCUUCUGCAGAGUCCAGACUGCAGACUGAAGACUCUCAGACUGAGGUGCUGCAGUCUGUCAGAGAUCAGCUGGGCUGCUCUGAUCUCAGCUCUGAAGUCCAACCCCUCCCAUCUGAGAGAUCUGGAUCUGAGUAACAACAUCGACCUGAAGGAUUCAGGAGUGAAGCUGCUGAGUGAUCUUCUGCAGAGUCCAGACUGCAGACUGGAGACUCUCAGGAUCAGAGGCAAGCCGAUCACAGCCAAAAUACAAAAGAAAUGUGACUCCGAUGUGGAACAGGAUGUGAAGACAGACUGA